AUGGCGUCGCGCUGGUUCACAUUAGCGCUCCUCCUCUCGCCCGCGCUGGCUAUCAAGAACGACUUUAGCUUCUACCCGGCCGGCGCACAAAAAUGUCUUUACAAAAAUGCCGACGAUGCCUCGUGCACCGGCGCCGACGCGAAGGAGAUCAACUACUGUCUAUGCGGUCUGGGCAAUUACAACAAUGACUUCAUCCUCGGCUCUGCGCGAUGCAUUGGACAGGAUUCGCCCAACGACAUUGACAAGACGUACGAUAUGAUGAAGGAGGCCUGCAGCAACUCCGACACGCCCAUGAAGACGACGAAAAAGGACUUCCAACAAGCUGCACACGAUGGAGAGACGACUACGAGCGCGACUGGCACAGCGACCAGUACUGCUGCUACCACGUCUGACACCGCGGCUUCUUCGACAACGGAUGCUUCGAAUGCAGAUGAAGACACGGGACUUUCAACAGGCGCGACAAUCGGUGUUGCUGUCAGCGCGGCAGCAGGUGGUGCAGCAGUCGUCGGCAUGGCUAUCUGGCUACUCCUACGACGCCGCAAGAAGAACGUCGAAGAAUCACACCCGAUGCUCCCCAAUUACGAAUCCAACAACUCACCCUACCCACCUGUGGAGCCCAAGGCCGCAUGGGGCACCACGCCUGGAUCAGGAUGGCAGACCCCCGACCCGAACACAUCAGGAUACUACGCACAACCAAAGCAGCACGCGGGUCCCGUGGAGCUACCACCCGACAACCUCGUAGCUGCGCCGGCGCCUAUCUUCGAGAUGGACGGUACUUCUUCAGCAGCUAUCGAGAUGCCUGGUUCAACACCUAUCGACCACAACAACCGUGCUAGCGAUGAGCUCAGCAGAGCAGGAUUAGGCUCUUCGGCUGGUGAUGCUGCUAUGGUUUCGCCGCAGACACAGCCUGGGACGCCGUUUCGACCAAAUGGAGAGAUGCACCGAUAA
Molecule: messenger RNA, 948 nt
Organism: Fusarium pseudograminearum CS3096
Lineage: Eukaryota; Fungi; Ascomycota; Sordariomycetes; Hypocreales; Nectriaceae
Exons: 1
Coding region: 1-948 (315 amino acids)
Source: RefSeq, a predicted model, not a curated record